AUGCCAUCCUUGCCUAAUGAGGGAGAUAACCAUGGAACUGGUCCUGUGACUCUGAGUUCAGAACUAUCCUAUCAAAGCACAAUUAAGAGAAAAGUCAGGAAGAAGAAGAAGAAGAACGGAGUCAUCACUGCAAAUGUUGCUGGCACAAAAUAUGAAAUUGUACGUGUGGUAAUACAGGAAAUGGGAUUUGUGAAAACACGCGAUGAAGAUGAAACAGCUAAUCUUAUAUGGAGUGACUCUGCUGUGCAGCAGGAAAAGAUUGCUGAACUUCGGAACUAUCAGAGAAUCAACCAUUUUCCGGGAAUGGGAGAGAUAUGCAGAAAGGAUUUUCUGGCAAGAAACAUGACUAAAAUGAUCAAGAGUCAGCCUCAGGAGUACACUUUUAUUCCUAGAACAUGGAUCUUCCCUGCAGAAUACACACAGUUUCAGAACUAUGUAAAAGAACUGAAGAAGAAACGUAGACAGAAAACUUUCAUAGUCAAACCAGCUAACGGUGCAAUGGGACAUGGGAUCUCUUUAAUAAGAAAUGGAGAAAAGUUACAAGCUCAGGAUCACUUAAUUGUUCAGGAAUAUCUUGACAAACCAUUUCUUAUGGAAGGCUACAAGUUUGAUUUACGUGUGUAUAUUCUUGUAACCUCCUGUGAUCCAUUAAAAGUAUUUUUAUAUCAUGAUGGACUGGUGAGAAUGGGCACGGAAAAGUAUCACCCCCCCAGCGACUCAAAUUUGAGUCAAUUGUAUAUGCAUCUGACUAAUUACUCUGUCAAUAAACAUAAUGAACACUUUGAACGGGAUGAAACAGAAGACAAAGGAAGCAAACGCUCCAUAAAAUGGUUUACUGAGUUUUUAGAAACAAAUAAUCUUGACGUCUCCAAAUUCUGGAGUGAUAUUUCAGAGCUGGUAGUGAAGACUCUCAUAGUUGCAGAGCCACAUGUUCUACAUGCUUAUCGCAUGUGCAGGCCAGGGCAAGCACCAGGAAGUGACAGUGUCUGCUUUGAAGUCCUCGGUUUUGAUAUUCUGCUGGACAGAAAACUAAAACCAUGGCUCCUAGAGAUUAAUCGUGCCCCAAGCUUUGGAACGGAUCAAAAAAUAGACUAUGAUGUAAAAAAAGGAGUUCUGCUAAAUGCAUUAAAGCUUCUCAACAUACGGACAAGUGACAAAAGGAGAAAUUUAGCUCAACAGAAGGCUGAGGCUCAAAAAAGACUGUAUGGUCAAGGGGCAAUGAAAAAACUGUUGCCAGGUUCCUCAGACUGGGAGAAGCAGCGCCACACACUGGAAAGGAGAAGAGAAGAACUGAAGGAAAGACUUGCGCAAGUACGUAAACAGAUUUCCAAAGAGGAGCAUGAAAACAGACACAUGGGGAACUACAGGCGAAUUUACCCUCCUGAUGAUAAGACAUUACUAGAGAAGUAUGACAGUUUGUUAGCCACUGCUUUCCAGACGUUUCUUGCUGGAAGAGCAGCUUCACUUCAGCGGGAAAUGAAUAACCCUUUAAAAGGAAUGAAGGAAGAGGACAUUUUGGACCUUCUGGAGCAGUGUGAAAUAGAUGAUGAAAAGCUAAUGGGAAAAUGCACCAGGCAGCGAGGACUUAAG
Molecule: messenger RNA, 1590 nt
Organism: Acanthisitta chloris (rifleman)
Lineage: Eukaryota; Metazoa; Chordata; Aves; Passeriformes; Acanthisittidae
Gene: TTLL7
Product: tubulin tyrosine ligase-like family, member 7
Exons: 13
Biological process (GO): protein polyglutamylation; microtubule cytoskeleton organization
Cellular component (GO): cilium
Molecular function (GO): tubulin-glutamic acid ligase activity; tubulin binding
Source: RefSeq, a predicted model, not a curated record